AUGGGGGUUUUUCUGUUGCCCAAGACCCUGUGCAAGAGAAUAAAUUCCUUAAUCAGCAAGUUUUGGUGGGGGCAUCAACACAACAUCACUAAGGCAGCUUGGAUGAGGUGGGACAGCAUGGGAAAAUCUAAGUCUUCUAAUGGUAUGGGCUUCAGGGACUUGGAAGUAUUUAAUCUUGCAUUACUAGCCAAGCAGGGGUGGGGAUUAGUGCAGCAGCCAAAAUCUAUGGUGGCAACUAUCCUGAGGGAUAAAUACUAUCGGGGUGGUGAGUUUAUGCAUGCUUCAUUGGGCCGAAAUCCCUCAUAUGCAUGGAAAAGUUCAUUCAAAGCGAGGGAAGUGUUGGAAAGGGAUCUGGUUUGGCGAGUUGGGAAUGGGAACAAAUUAGGAUUUGGGGGGAUCAGUGGCUCCCAAUUCCUUCUUCUUAUAAGGUCUAAUUUCCUGUGA
This is a messenger RNA of Alnus glutinosa, 444 nucleotides long. RefSeq lists its product as uncharacterized. The record is from RefSeq and is a predicted model, not a curated record. Bases 1 to 444 code for a protein of 147 amino acids. The transcript has a single exon. Lineage: Eukaryota; Viridiplantae; Streptophyta; Magnoliopsida; Fagales; Betulaceae.